CCAAAACUUUUCACCCACAGACGAAUGCGUCCAAGCCAUCUCAAGUAAAGACUGCUACCUCCAGGAGUAAUAGAUUUCCAAGGUAGAUAUUACUGGGGAUUCCCAUAUCCAUAAACGUAGCAUUGUAUUUCCAUUCUGCAAUUUUUUAACAGUCUUAAAUUGUCUGUGGAAUAAACUCAAAGGCGCUGGAAAGGUUCGGGCAUUGAGGAUGGACCGAGCCUCAAGCUCCAGCCCAAGCGGCACCAGUCAAACAUCACAACCUGCCCAACAUGAACCCAUCAGCUUCGGCAUUGAUCAGAUUCUUAGCGGUACCGACCAAGACUCACAACAGAACUCUACGCGGAAUAGUUCGGACAACAGCAGCAGCACGAGCGGAGGCAGUUACCAUCUAGGGAGUCCAACGGGAGCGAGCGCAACGCCUUACACAACACUAACCGGCACGUUUCACGGAAUCGCUACUCCGUAUGAGGAGUCCAGUCCAUAUGGAGUGAACUUGACCCUUACACCCGGAGGAGUGAUUAGGGUGCCGGCUCACAGGCCCAUGGCCGCGGCCGUACCUCCACCCAUGGCUAGCGCGGUACCCGGACUUGGGAGCCUCAGUUUUCCCUGGAUAGAGAGCAGUCAGCGAUUCGCGAAAGACAGAUUUGCAGCAGCUCUGACUCCAUUCACUGUGGCUCGCCGCAUCGGCCACCCGUACCAGAACCGCACACCACCGAAGAGGAAGAAGCCCCGCACGUCCUUCUCCCGAGUGCAAAUCUGUGAGUUGGAGAAACGCUUCCACAGACAAAAAUAUCUGGCCAGUGCUGAACGAGCCGCCCUGGCCAAAACACUGAAGAUGACAGACGCCCAAGUCAAAACCUGGUUUCAGAAUCGCAGGACCAAGUGGAGACGCCAGACGGCAGAGGAGAGGGAGGCAGAACGUCAGCAGGCCAAUCGGCUGAUGAUCCAGCUCCAGCACGAUGCCUUUCAUAAGUCCUUGUCCGACUCGGUUCCAUCUGACCCGCUCUGCAUCCACAACUCCUCGCUGUUCGCCCUGCAAAACCUACAGCCUUGGGCCAGCGAGGAGAGCAGCAAGCUUGGCGGAGUGACCGCACUUGUAUGAAUACCAGAAUUAGAAAAGAAUCAAAUUUUUUUGAUGGGCCAGGAUGCUAGUUGACCUUACCACCAUCCAGCUGAAAGACCUUUCAUUCCACAAAACUGUGAGGAACUUACUUUGGCCAACCAACAGCAGACAGGCUCAUAUAAAUAAGAUGGUUCUGCAUCCUAGGAGCAAGGCUGGACGUAUUCACAGAGAUAUGUGUGUGUGUGUGUGUGUGUGUGUGUGUGUGUGUAUGUACAAAGGAUUUUUCCCAUCGGGGUCGGUGGCAAUUAUUCAGCGGAACAGUCCAUGUCCACUGACCCUCCAGCUCUUCACUAGCAUACCGACCGACAGCCGCAUUACAGAUUCAAAGUUCUCCAACAUCCGUUUUUCCUCCCACACCCUUGUUUAGAUUCUCCACCACUCAGCUGUAGAAUUCAGGAGACAAGUGAAGUAACAACUAAUAAAUUAUUUAUCGCCGGAGUUGCACAACCUUACAUGCCCCCAAUCUGGCCAUUUGAGAAACAAACAUAGACAAGACAUGAAAAUCCACAAACAGACACACGCUUUUACAUCAUGGCCUGUCAAAUUUCUCUUUCUUGAAUUAUCAGCUUGGGUAAUACACUGAUAAUCGCCUUUUCAGGGUGCAAGGGCUAACCAGCUAGUUGUUUUAUAAUCCGACAUUCAAACCAUUUGAGUAACAGCAUGUAACGUUCAGAUCUUGCAGGGUUGAAUUUAAUCAAGGCUAUCUAUAAGGUUUGUUCAGCAUCAAUUCCAAACAGCAAACUUUGUCAGGCUGAGGACGAUGCUGGGAUGGGCGUCCGGAGAUGGAUGGAACUCAGUGAGAAAAAAACAACAGGCGUCUGUAAGAUGCCCUUACGACGCAGGUGCGUCGUUGCAUCCUAAACUGUGUAUCAUACUUUGUAUUUGAUAAAUAUGUAAAUAGAAGACAAAAACUAAUAAACAUUCUGUUUUGGCAUUAACGCAAAAUGUGUGUUUCGCUUA
Triplophysa dalaica is the source of this 2083-nucleotide messenger RNA. It is a transcript of the gene tlx3b, whose product is annotated as T cell leukemia homeobox 3b. Gene Ontology annotation, molecular function: RNA polymerase II cis-regulatory region sequence-specific DNA binding; DNA-binding transcription factor activity, RNA polymerase II-specific. Bases 209 to 1102 code for a protein of 297 amino acids. The transcript is spliced from 3 exons. Gene Ontology annotation, biological process: animal organ development; regulation of transcription by RNA polymerase II. The record is from RefSeq and is a predicted model, not a curated record. Gene Ontology annotation, cellular component: nucleus. NCBI's taxonomy places the organism in Eukaryota, Metazoa, Chordata, Actinopteri, Cypriniformes, Nemacheilidae.